GUGGCCUCCCCUUGAAGUUAAAAGCAGAAGGAAUGACAAAGGUGUGACUGUGUGUGAUAGACAGGUGUUCAGACCUGAGCUACAGUGAGGAUUUUACCUUUAAAACCCAGGAACAGAGCUGUCUCCAGAGGUGAGAGUCCAAAAUGAGCUCCUACUCAACUUCCAAGACCAAAGCGCUCGAGGACAGCAAGAAGAAAACCUCUCUGCUGAAGGACAACAGCUGGAUCCGAAAAAAUGCUGAUGAAGACGAGCCCGUCGACCAAGACCCAAACUUUGGCAAAAGUGUCUUGAGUCGAGUGAAUAACACUGAUACUACUGACAGUGGCUCAGAACCCAAGUCAACAAGAACAACUAAAGCAAGUUCAUCCUCAUCUGUUCAAGCUCUCACCAAGAGGUUCAGUGGAAGCACAGAUGACCUGAAAACCAUGACACCGUCUUACUACUCAAAAAGAACUUCCGGUGGGAAGACAGAAACAUCCAGCCCCACUAAAACCACAGCUGUGACUAAGGAUGGGACAACUGAGACCACCACCCAAAGUGUCAAGUCUCCUGUGACCAAAACACCCACUAAAACUGAGACGUUCAUGGAGCGCGUCAAAUCCUCAAGCAGAGAGUCACAGUACUCGAGCUACUCGCCUACCAAGACAACAAAACCGACUAUUACCACCACUAAAGAGGCAGACGACCAACUUUACAACUCACUGAAACCCUCACCUUUGAAGGACGACUCCCUAACUAAAGACAGCAAAACAACCGUGCCCACAACUAAGACUGUAACGGUGAAAAGUAGCAGUGAUGCAAUUGCUGAGGACAAACUCUAUGACACACUGAUCCCCAGUGCUGUCAAGAGUGGAGACAGCAAAAAAACACCUGUGUCCAGCAGUGAGACUGUGACGGUGAAGAGCUCCAAAGAGCCAGAGGACCGACUUUACAACUCACUGAAACCCUCACCUUUGAAGGACGACUCCCCAACUAAAGACAGCAAAACAACCGUGCCCACAACUAAGACUGUAACGGUGAAAAGUAGCAGUGAUGCAAUUGCUGAGGACAAACUCUAUGACACACUGAUUCCCAGUGCUGUCAAGAGUGGAGACAGCAAAAAAACACCUGUGUCCAGCAGUGAGACUGUGACGGUGAAGAGCUCCAAAGAGCCAGAGGACCGACUUUACAACUCACUGAAACCCUCACCAUUGAAGGACGACUCCCCAACUAAAGACAGCACAACAACCGUGCCCACAACUAAGACUGUAACGGUGAAAAGUAGCAGUGAUGCGAUUGCUGAGGACAAACUCUAUGACACACUGAUUCCCAGUGCUAUCAAGAGUGGAGACAGCAAAAAAACACCUGUGUCCAGCAGUGAGACUGUGACGGUGAAGAGCUCCAAAGAGCCAGAGGACCGACUUUACAACUCACUGAAACCCUCACCAUUGAAGGACGACUCCCCAACUAAAGACAGCACAACAACCGUGCCCACAACUAAGACUGUAACGGUGAAAAGUAGCAGUGAUGCGAUUGCUGAGGACAAACUCUAUGACACACUGAUUCCCAGUGCUAUCAAGAGUGGAGACAGCAAAAAAACACCUGUGUCCAGCAGUGAGACUGUGACGGUGAAGAGCUCCAAAGAGCCAGAGGACCGACUUUACAACUCACUGAAACCCUCACCUUUGAAGGACGACUCCCCAACUAAAGACAGCACAACAACCGUGCCCACAACUAAGACUGUAACGGUGAAAAGUAGCAGUGAUGCAAUUGCUGAGGACAAACUCUAUGACACACUGAUUCCCAGUGCUAUCAAGAGUGGAGACAGUAAAAAAACACCUGUGUCCAGCAGUGAGACUGUGACGGUGAAGAGCUCCAACACUGUAGAUGACACCAAGACACCAACAGUCACUGUAAAGUCCUCCUCAACGCCCAAGGAUAACCUCUAUGACACCCUCCUGCCUAAAGCCAUCACACCUCCUGUCAGUUCAAGCAAAACCGAGAAGGAUAUUAUCACAGUAAACACCAAAAAAGAAGUCGAAACCCCAUCAACACCAUCGUCCACGCGCAGCGUCAGCUACAGCUCAUACACUGACGAUACUCCCUAUACUCCCACCAGCUCAUACAGUGACUAUAAAACCUACUCCUACUCCAGACCAGACUCCAGCUAUGAGUAUAGCAGCCUCAACAGCCCCUCUCUCUACAGCUCCACAUCAUACUCUUCCACAAAGAGUGCUUAUCAGUCCCCUGACAGGCCUGUGCUGGAGAAGGACCUGUGCACCACCUGCCGAAAGCCCUUCACUGGAGACGCCAAGAUGGUCCUGGACGACAUGAAGAUCAACUGCCACGCCACCUGCUUCAAAUGUGAUGUCUGCAACGGCUCUCUGGGCUACAUGAAAGCUGGGGACAGCAUGUGGAUCUACAAGCGCAAGGUGCACUGCGAAAACUGCUUCGAGAGCACCAGAGAAAAAUGGCGCCGCUGAGCCUCCUCACAGAUUACUGCAUUCUGAUGGUGUGGGUGACGAGGGUCUUACUAAGACGUCUUUAAGUGGGUGCUUUGGACAAAAAAAUCACAGUUACAUAAUGUAAAUUACGUUUUCAUGUGACUCUACAGGCCACACAUGGCAUGAAAUCUACUAGUAUAUCUGUAUUAUAAUACUCCUGUCUCUACCUCUACACUGUAAGUCUUUCUGUGCUCUCUUUAAUGUGUCACUUCUCGGGGGACUCUUGUGAGUAACAUGACAGGGUAUUCUACAAUAUUGAGGGCCGGGGUUUUUUUCUUUGUGCAAUAAGGGCAAAUUUCUAAAAAAAAAACUUCUUUAUUUACAUUUUUUCUUGAACGUCCCUGUUCUUUGGGUCUAUGUUUACUGCUAAAUUAUUAUGUGAUAAUACAGAAAAAAAAAGAUAAUAAAGAAAGGCUUGUACUUAAAUAAAAUUUUAAAUUACUGAAGACUGUGUUGUUGUUGUUUUAAACCAGAUGCUAAAAUCUCAAGUAAAAGGUCAGGCUGUCUCUAUUGUUAGAGGGGAAUUUAAGAAUAUCUGUUUGCAAUUCUCUAUACAAGUGUGUCUCUGCCUUUGCCAAAUAAAGUUAAUGCAACAAUGUAUGUUAAAUAUACUUUUCAAAUUAUUAAAGCACUCUGCAAUGUUGUUUUUGUAUUUUUCAACUGCAAUGGAAUAUAUUACGUAUUGGAACAGCAAACAGCAUUUGAUCAGCACUGUGUCUACUGCUAAUUGAAAGACAGCCCUAAAGAGCAAUAAAGUCACAAUACUUGGUAUGUAUGUAAAAUACUUGGAGUACAUUACUUGUUUUUCAAUAACUUUGUCAAUAAACUGAAUUCAAAAUCAA
Molecule: messenger RNA, 3325 nt
Organism: Xiphophorus hellerii (green swordtail)
Lineage: Eukaryota; Metazoa; Chordata; Actinopteri; Cyprinodontiformes; Poeciliidae
Gene: scel
Product: sciellin
Exons: 41
Coding region: 144-2462 (772 amino acids)
Biological process (GO): epidermis development
Cellular component (GO): cytoplasm
Source: RefSeq, a predicted model, not a curated record